Messenger RNA from Anolis carolinensis (green anole), 3082 nucleotides. Its product is annotated as elongin-A-like. The transcript is spliced from 11 exons. NCBI's taxonomy places the organism in Eukaryota, Metazoa, Chordata, Lepidosauria, Squamata, Anolidae. Gene Ontology annotation, cellular component: nucleus; elongin complex. The record is from RefSeq and is a predicted model, not a curated record. Bases 811 to 2544 code for a protein of 577 amino acids. Gene Ontology annotation, molecular function: protein binding. Gene Ontology annotation, biological process: transcription elongation by RNA polymerase II.
UUUCAAUUGACUUGGUUGGUUAUGGUAGAAACAUUUGAUUAAUUUUCUGUCAUCCCACAUUUACAGUUGCCACUGAAGUGUCCCAGUUUAUCUCCCUCUGUCACUCCCCUCCCCCUUCAUACAAGCUCACUUUUGUUGUAGCAAACUAAGUCCAAAGCGUGAAAGGACUUGGCUGAGGCUGCCAAUGCUUCUUUCUUUAAUAGUCUACAUAUUUCUAAAAUUUAUGAUCUAUUUUACAGUGAAAAACUUUGUAUUUCAAAAAUAGGCACAACUAAAAAUGUGCCUAUCUGGGGAAUCCUUUGUUGGGAGGUGUUAGCUGGCCCUGUUUCCUGUCUGGAAUUCCUCUGUUUUCUGAGUAUUGAUCUCUAUCUAUCUAUCUAUCUAUCUAUCUAUCUAUCUAUCUAUCUAUCUAUCUAUCUAUCUAUCUAUCUAUCAUCUAUCUAUCUAUCUAUCUAUCUUUUUCAGGAUUGGAAUUCCCUUCUUAGAGGUAGAUUUCUCUCACUUCCUGUUAUCUCACCACCAUUCUUAACUAUGAGUCAUUUGUAAGUCGGAUGUUUGUAGCUCGGGGACUGCCCGUAUAGGAAAGGCAGGAAGGAAACUGAAAAACUCAAGCAGAAAAAGGCUGAUCAGAUGACGGAUAUUGUCAUUGUACUGCUGUUCCAUGUAUAAUUUUGCGAAGAAAGAUUAUUAAAAGUCAUUAAAAUUUUUGCACCUCUCUUCUUCAAAUAAAGCAGUCUUCCUGCAGAUCCAAAAAUCAUCGAGCACUAAACAUUACACAAAUAAUACAGAAAUUAUUUCUAUUUGCAGAUUAUGAAAGCAUUGAAGGGACUAAAGAAUUUGGAAAUCUCUCUGGACAUCCUAGUGGAAACAGGAGUGGGAAAAAUAGUGAACAGCUUGAGGAAACAUGACGUUGUAGGUGAUCUGGCAAAGUCCCUGGUACGUCAUUGGAAAAAACUUGUUCCUGAAGAUGUCACAAGCACACCCACCCUACAAAAACAUAAUACCAAUAAUGAAAAAGGACCUCAAGUUAAAAACACUAGAUUGACGACAUCAAAGAAAAGUAUGCAUUUCAAGAAACCUCAGACCAGUCAAUCAAAUUGCAACAUUUCAUUUCCAUCUGAUAAGUCAAAGAAAGCACAAACCUUGGAGAAGAAGCAAAACAAUGAAGGAUCUGGCUCAUUUAGCAGAUGCAAAAGUCAAUGCAACAGCGAAGCCAGGAAUGAUGGUACAUGUAAGGAUUCAUCUGGUGACCUAGAAACAAGUGAUAGAAAAAAUAUUUGUAAAGCAAGUGAUGAGCAAGAAACACCUUUAGAAAAGGCCACCUCUUCUGUGGCAAACAGCCAAUGUUUCAACAGGAACCAUUUGGCUGCAUCCAGCAGAAAAGAUUUUUUACUCCUAGACAUAGAGAAAUCUGAUAAGGAUCCACCAACUAAGCAAAUGGAUACUGGACUGAAAGGGACACGAAAAUCAAAUUCAGUGUCCCAAAGUCUAAUGGCUUUUCAGAACCACAGUAUGUCUUUUGAGUCAUACCUGAAUUAUGAUCAGGUUUCACAGAAGAGAAGGAAGAGGAAUUCUUGCCCCACAAAUAGACGGGCGGCAAAAGGACCCACCAACUCAGAAUCUUGGAAAUUGUUGACUAAAGGUACUGCUGAAGAAGGGGAAAAAGUAAAAUCGGAAGAGCUCCUGAAAACAUGGAAUAAUAUGGCUAAGGCAUCACUUCAAGACUUGCUGAAUAUCCCACUUCCUAAAGUUCUGCCAGAAUUAUCAAUGCCUUCUCCUCCAUAUGCGCCAGAAUUUAAAGCUCCACCAUCCACGGAAAAACCACCAAAGGAGAAUGAAGCCACUCAACUCACACUUUGGAGGCGAAACUCCAAAAUGCAAGUGUAUUUUGGCUCUAAAUUGUUCUGCCUCUCAAAAAUGUUAACGCUUUAUGAACAAUGCAUCCAUGUUCUUCAAAAUAAUAUUGACUCACUUUAUGAAGUUGGAGGAGUUCCCUUUGAAAUCCUGGAGCCUGUCCUGGCUUGUUGUACACCGGAACAGUUGCUUCGGAUAGAAAAAUUGAAUCCGACAUUUGUCAAAGAAUCUGACCACUUGUGGAAGAAACAUUGUCAAAACUACUUUAGAAAUGAACAGCACUUGCAAGAUGAAUCAUGGCGUGAGAUGUAUUUGAGGGUCUUUGUACAAAGAGAAGAAAAGCUGAAGUCUCUCACCAAAAGCAUUAUUUCAGCUCAGUCUGAGAAACAUAAAGGUCGCCGAGUUAAAAUAACUUUGAUCCAUGGUGUGACAAAGCCACCCAGAAAUGUCCACCACCAGCAAAUCAUCUAUGGGACAUCAGGGCUGGGUUUUCAGCUUCAACCAAAAUCAAAGAACUUAAAAAAACAAGAAAGAAGUAAGACCUCUUCUGUUUCCAAAAAAAGUAGCAAUAUAUCAUCUACUAGACCCCCCAUUUACAGGAAUGUGCCAACUGAAGUGGUGAAGAAACCACUUAAAAGUUGGCAGAAGUUGGGGCUAACAGCAGGAGCUCAUCCCGUCCUGUGGAUUUGAACUGCCAACUUUCAGCUUUUCCGGCUCCCCGCCUACCAUGAGGCGAGUCCAUCAAGAGAAUAUGAUGCCAGCUGGAGAAGUGAAUUCUAUCAACAGAAACUUCAAACUCCUGCAGGAAUCCAAAAAUGGUAUGAUGCCAAGACACUAAUAAAAAUACAUAUAAAAUCUGUAUGUUUUUCAUUGAACUGAUCAUAUUAACAUAACAUGCCCAUUGUGUUUCUGAGGCUCACCCUUUGUACAAAUCGGACUUGGCCAAUAAUCCUACCAUGUACUGUUUUACAUAUUGGUUCAACUCAUGUUUGCCUGUUUGUUCCUUUCCAAAUGACUGCAGGAUUGGAAUCAUUUGGAACUCCUGGCCCAGACUGAAACUAGUCUGAUUUCUGACCAAUCAAAGGAGAGUGCGAGGACUUUGAAUGGAUGACAAAGGGCAUAAAAUACCUUGUACUGUAUUGCAUGAUUAUGUCUGAUCUUUUGGAGCCAAGUGACUCUGUAUCAGACAUCCUUUGUGGAUUGAAAAUAAUAAAAUUCUGUUCAUGUU